This is a messenger RNA of Racocetra persica, 189 nucleotides long. Lineage: Eukaryota; Fungi; Glomeromycota; Glomeromycetes; Diversisporales; Gigasporaceae. The record is from the annotation of a GenBank genome assembly.
GCGUACGAGAAAAAAUGAUUCCUGAUACACCCCAAAAUUAUGUUAGUCUUUACACAAAAUGUUGGUCAGAAGAACCCGAACAACGCCCAAUACUGAAAGAAAUUAAAAAUAAAUUAAACAUUCUCUCAGUAGAAACUAUUGUAUUUAUUUCAAAUGACUUAUCCUCCAAUGAAAUAAUUGACGAAGAAU